Messenger RNA from Funneliformis geosporum, 1602 nucleotides. Lineage: Eukaryota; Fungi; Glomeromycota; Glomeromycetes; Glomerales; Glomeraceae. The record is from the annotation of a GenBank genome assembly.
AUGUCUACUAGUGAACCCUCCAAAACAUCUGACCUAAGAAGGGACAAUGAGUCCAACGAAACUUCAAGUAUCGAUGUCGAAACUUUGAGUCUUGAAGCUGAAUCCUAUAUAUCUUUUAAAUCGAAGAAGUCUAAUUCAUCUGUAAACUCUUCGAUAGAUUCAUUAUCGAAUUCUAUAUCUAAGAUGAGCAUAGCCUCAUCCUUCAAAGAAAAAAAGCAAAAAAUUUUAAAAUCAGUUAAAAACAGAUUAAAAAAUUUUAACGAGAAUAUGCGUAAAGCAUUUAAUAAAGAAUUUCAAGCCUUUGUUUUAAAGGAUAAGGAAAGGAAAUUGGAAGGAAACUUUUUGGGUUAUUACGAAUGCUUGAUUUCCGGUAAUUCCGAAUUAUCGAUUCCAACAAUCUCUUUAACGACAGCUAGAAUUGAUUUACACGAAAUUAAAACACAAGAGCCAGCAAAAGCAAUGUAUUUGGUUUUAACAAAGAUCAAAGAAUCUCCAUAUAUUAAUAGCUCAUCAUUAUUUAUCAUCACUGGUAAAAGUUUAGAAAAUAAGGAUAGAACAGGAUAUAUAGGAACAAAAUUUAAUGAAUUUCCUCAUUGGAUGCAACAUGAUUCUAUUAAGGAUUUAUUAGUCGGAAAGCCUGUAAAAGGACUUGGAACUUAUAGAGUAUUAAUCAAAAAUAUGAAAAAUACGAAUAAUGAAAGUAAUAUUUAUAAAGAUAUUAACUUGAAGGAAUUGGAAGAAAUGGCUGAGAAAGAAGUCGGGUUUAACUAUAAAAUGUCAUUAGCAACUGGGUAUUAUAUAAUGGGCGCCAAAGAUUUGAAAACCGCAAAUUUGUACCCCGCUGAGGAGAUGUAUAAAAAUGCUACAAAGUGGUAUCGUAAAGCUGAAAUGUCAGGAUCCAUUGAGGCGAAGUUAUGUCUAGGAUACAUGUAUAGUAUUGGGUUUAAUAUAUCGGAUUAUAAUCCAGAAAAGGCAAAAAAAUUAUUUAAAGAAGUGAUUAAAGCAAAUGAAAAUGCAGAAAAUUCAAAUUCAAGUAAAGAAACGGAAAAGGCAACCACAGCUAAAGAAUUGGCCAGAAUAGCAAUGAGGAAUAUAGCCAUAUUAUAUCAUAAUAGCCAUGUUAUAAAACCCUUUGAAUGGAAAAAUAUUAUAAAGAAUGGAAUGAAUGAUAAAAUUGAAGCAGCAAAGUGGUUUGGAAAAGCUGUUGAUUUUGAUGGGAAUAAUUUAUAUGCGAAAGCUAAACUUGGAAGAAUAUUAUUAAUAGAUAAUAAAGAUUUGGAUGAAGAUAAGAAGUUGAAGGGAAUUACAAUGAUGAAAGAAGCAGCAGAAGGCGGGUUAGCUGUGGGCCAAACAUUAAUUGGUAAAUUUUAUGAAAAUGAAGGAAAUUAUGAAGAGGCUAUCAAAUUUUAUUAUGAGGCUGCAAAUCAAAAUCGUGGAUAUUAUAGUCAUGUUGCACAAUACCGUCUUAAAAAAUUGGAUGUUGAAAAUCAUAUUCAUAAAGAUAAAAACAUUAUUGAUAUUAAAAAAUUGUAUGAAAAAGAAUUAAAUUAUUACUAUUGUGAUGAUGAAGCAAUUCUUGAAAAUAUUAAUUAUCAAUUAUAA